AUGGCCUCAUCCACCCCAAUCGAGCUCUCCACAGAGCUAAACUAUGACAUGCCCCCCGCGAGGCGACACAUCACCACACUAGACACGCAAGGGCGCUCAGUGUUCGCCCCAGAGCAAGAGAUCCUCUACUGCAAUCGAGGCGGCUACGCCGUCUCGUGGACGUAUGCGACCAGCGAGUUCCCGGCGAAUCUGAAGAGCGACGCAGAUCUGCAGGGUUAUCUAUGCGAGGACCGCAGAAGGCCAAACUCGGUGCUGAAUACUGGCAGUCGGAUCGUCAACGAGGGCGGCAUCAUUUUCAACACCACCAACUUUGCUCCAGGAACCGAGACGGUGAUGCACCGGACUGUCUCGUUAGAUUUCGUCGCUGUGGUUGAAGGUGAGAUGGAGCUGGAGUUGGAUUCAGGGGAGAAAAUGCGCUUGAAACCCGGGGAUUCCAUCGUCCAACGCCAGACGAACCAUCUCUGGAGAAACCCCUCCAAGGACAAACCAGCGCGGAUGAUCUCCAUGUUAACCCCCGCGCAAGCCAUGACAGUAGACGGCAAGGCCAUUGGGGAAGAAGGAUUCAGCGUGCACGCAAUGGGAAAGACACAGGCACAGUAG
Aspergillus puulaauensis is the source of this 600-nucleotide messenger RNA. Its product is annotated as cupin domain-containing protein. NCBI's taxonomy places the organism in Eukaryota, Fungi, Ascomycota, Eurotiomycetes, Eurotiales, Aspergillaceae. The coding region runs from base 1 to 600 and encodes 199 amino acids. The record is from RefSeq and is a predicted model, not a curated record. The transcript has 2 exons.